Debaryomyces tyrocola is the source of this 372-nucleotide messenger RNA. The record is from the annotation of a GenBank genome assembly. Lineage: Eukaryota; Fungi; Ascomycota; Pichiomycetes; Serinales; Debaryomycetaceae.
AUGAUGCCAAAUGUUUUAAGUUCCAACAUCAAUAUUUUUAAUAAGAGUUAUUCAAGUGAAGAUGAUCAGAGGGUUGAAAUUGACGUAUUAAGGAGCGCACUUGUAAAAUAUUAUAGAUCCAAACAGAACAUGGGGGUAUGUGGAGAAGAUUUAAGUCAUUAUAAAGAAGGAUUUAGGUACGAUUUCAGUGAAACUAUUAUUCCUAAACAUUGGAUAAAUGCAGAGAACUAUCCGAGACCAAUACGGAAUUAUUCUUUCUCGGAUGAAAGUUGCGGUAUUAGUGAUGAUUUUUUGGACUAUUUACAAAACCCCAAUGAAAUUUUUGAUUUUAAUUUUGACGAUAUCUUUUAUAAUUUGCAAAAUUUGGAAUAG